AGUUAUGUAUUCCGAUGCUCAAAGACUACGACUUUUUUAGACUCUUGUUACAGAGCAAGAGAAGCGUUGGCUCAGCGGUUGCGUGCGACAGCGAAAUGAACUUAAUGUAACUUUUGAGCUCCCAGGAAUUUUCAGCUCCAGACUACAUCUGAUGUACCAGCUGACUAUUGAGACUACCCUUCCAAGGAGCCAUGGCCGACGUGGAGCUGGCUGCCCUCCCGAACAGGAACGACCUCUCCCCGUCCCCCGCCGCCCCUCACGACGAAGCCGCGCGAAACGAUGGCGAUGACGACGAGCGCAAGACCUGGUCGUCGCCGCUCGACCAUCUGGGGAUCCUGCUGUGCUUCGUCGGGGGAAUCGGACAAGUCCUUCGGUUUCCGUCUUAUUAUUUCAUUAAUGGAGGAGGAGCUUUCCUUAUCGUCUAUCUUCUCCUGCUGGUCCUCCUUGGGAUUCCUCUCCUGCUACUGGAGUCCUUCAUAGGGCAGUUCAGCUCCUCCAACAGCUUAGGGGCAUACUCUUCCUAUCCUGCAUUCAAAGGCAUUGGAAUAGCGAACUGCAUAGUGAUGAUACUGAUCGCCCCCUGCUUCACGGUGUCCAUCGGCUUCUCGCUCCUUUACCUGGUGUAUUCUUUUACGUACAUAGACAAGUGGGGGUUCUGUGGACACUACUGGAAUACUGACUCCUGUGUGGAUAUCGGUAACUACAACGAGUCUACUAGUCUACAUGACUACUAUUGGACUGUUCCAGCAAUGGAAUUCUUCGAGUAA
Messenger RNA from Penaeus indicus, 767 nucleotides. Its product is annotated as sodium-dependent noradrenaline transporter-like. The record is from RefSeq and is a predicted model, not a curated record. NCBI's taxonomy places the organism in Eukaryota, Metazoa, Arthropoda, Malacostraca, Decapoda, Penaeidae. The coding region runs from base 192 to 767 and encodes 191 amino acids. The transcript has 5 exons. Gene Ontology annotation, biological process: sodium ion transmembrane transport. Gene Ontology annotation, cellular component: plasma membrane.